CCGCCCGGUGCCGCCAUAUUUUGGCCGCCGCCGCCACCACCGGAGCCGCCGCCGCCGCCGCCGCGAUGGAAAACUAUCGAAUGAAGAGCUACAAGAACAAAGCCCUGAAUCCUGAGGAGAUGCGCCGGAGGAGAGAGGAGGAGGGGAUUCAGCUGCGCAAACAGAAACGGGAGCAGCAGCUCUUCAAAAGGAGGAAUGUGGAGCUGAUCAGUGAAGAUGAUUCCAUGUUUGACAGUCUCCUGGUGGAUUCCUACGUCACUUCCACAACGUGUGGGGAGGGAUUGAUCACAGGAGAGAUGGUGGAGAUGCUUUUCUCAGAUGACCCUGACCUACAGCUAGCAACCACUCAGAAAUUCAGGAAAUUACUCUCCAAAGAGCCAAAUCCUCCAAUAGAUGAGGUGAUAAACACUCAGGGAGUGGUGGAGAGAUUCGUGGAAUUCCUGAAAAGAAGUGAAAAUUGCACAUUACAGUUUGAGGCUGCGUGGGCCCUGACGAACAUCGCCUCGGGGACUUCCCAACAAACCAAAAUAGUCAUCGAGGCUGGGGCAGUUCCCAUCUUUAUAGAGCUCUUAAACUCUGACUUUGAGGAUGUUCAGGAGCAGGCUGUCUGGGCGUUGGGGAACAUUGCUGGAGACAGCUCUGUGUGUAGAGAUUAUGUCCUGAACUGUGCCAUUCUUCCUCCCUUACUCAUGCUCCUCACCACGUCCACCAGGCUGACAAUGACACGAAACGCUGUCUGGGCCUUGUCCAACCUGUGCAGAGGGAAGAGCCCACCUCCUGAAUUUGAUAAGGUGUCUCCCUGCCUGCCAGUGUUGUCCCGAUUGUUGUUCAACAGUGACUCUGACCUGCUGGCAGACGCGUGCUGGGCUCUGUCCUACCUGUCCGAUGGUCCCAACGAGAAGAUCCAGGCUGUGGUGGACUCAGGGGUGUGCAGGAGGCUGGUGGAGCUCUUAAUGCACAACGAUUACAAAGUGGCCUCUCCAGCUCUGCGAGCAGUCGGCAACAUCGUGACAGGGGAUGACAUCCAGACCCAGGUGAUUCUAAACUGCUCAGCCCUGCCUUGCCUCCUCCAUUUAUUGAGCAGUCCCAAGGAAUCCAUCAGGAAAGAGGCGUGCUGGACCAUAUCCAACAUCACAGCAGGGAACAGAGCACAAAUCCAGGCAGUCAUAGAUGCCAACAUUUUCCCGGUGCUGAUCGAAAUCCUGCAGAAAGCGGAAUUCCGCACGAGGAAAGAGGCAGCCUGGGCCAUCACCAACGCCACCUCAGGAGGGACCCCCGAGCAGAUCAGGUACCUGGUGAAUUUGGGUUGUAUCAAACCUCUGUGUGACCUGCUGACUGUCAUGGACUCCAAGAUUGUUCUGGUGGCAUUGAACGGGCUGGAAAACAUCCUGAGGCUGGGAGAGCAGGAAGCCAACCAGAGUGGGACUGGGAUCAACCCCUACUGCAGCCUGAUUGAGGAGGCCUAUGGUUUGGAUAAAAUAGAAUUCCUCCAGAGCCACGAGAACCAGGAGAUCUACCAGAAAGCCUUUGAUUUGAUUGAGCACUACUUUGGGGUGGAGGACGACGCGGCCGUGGCUCCCCAGGUGGACGAGAACCAGCAGCAAUACAUCUUCCAGCAAGCCGAGGCUCCCAUGGAAGGAUUCCAGCUAUAAUCCUGGGGGGAAACCCUCCAAAAAAAACCACACAAAAAAAACCCCACAAAAACAACAAAACCCCACCACAAACUCUCUGGGAAGUUUGGGAGAGCAGCUGUUGGUGCUGGCUGGGAAGGUUUGGACAGCCACUCCACACCUGUUUGGGAAAGCUCUACAACUGCGGAGAGCGCCCGGUGCUCCCGGAGAGAAGGGGAAUUUCUGCUCCUGGUUCCUUUGGGCUGCUGCUCACCUUGGCUUUGGAGGCAGGGAGGACACAGAGGUGACAGGUGGCACCUCUUGGUGGCUUCUUCUUUGUGGUGGUGUCUCCCCAGUGCAGUUUUUACCUCCAGCCUUGGGUUGGGUGAGGACACAGAGAGGAGGGAGCUGUUCUGGCCACAGUAAUUCUGCAAAACCUGGCUUGAUUUAUUUAAAUUUUCUUUUUUUUUUUUUUUUUUUUUUUUUUUGCACAUGUUACUCUUUAUUAAAGACUCUUUAAUAUGCCAAGAGCAAAAUUUAGCCCUGGCCUUUCCUCAUUCAGGUGGACAGUCCUGGUGAACCCAGGGCCAGUUCCCUGAUGAAAAAUACUGAAAAUGGACAGAAAAAAUGAGAAGUUUUCUCACUGCUGGGAAGUUUUUUUUUUUCUGCUGCUUCCCUUUGUCUAGAUUUAUUUUUUUUUUUUGAUUUUUUUUUUUAAGAACUGCUAGUGGUAUUUCCAAGGAUUAAAAACAACAACAACAAAAAAAAAAAAAGCAACAAGAGCCCAAAGAUGGGAACUGGGGUGGAUUUUUUUGGAGCAGGAAGCACAGCUGCUGUUGCACAGGUUUGGUUUGCAUUGUACUGACUGAUCUCAGAGCUCUGAAAUGCUGAAACCCACCUUCAUCUUUACUUGAAAUACUUUAUUUGCCAUGAGAAACGUGGGCUGAAUUCUGGGUUUUUUCCUGCCUUGGGGUGGUUUGGGGGUGGAGGAAGAUUUUGGCUCCACCUGCCAGCGGUGAUGGGAGCUCCAACAGCACCAGGUUUUCAGGUUUACCUCCUGCUCACAGUCAGAUAAUGCACAUUUUACUUCCAAAACCGGCAAAUCUCUGUAUUUUUUUAUAUCAUAGAUAGGGAAAUAUUUGUCUAAUCGGGCCACAGAGGAAAACUACAUAUGAAAUUGCUGUGAUUCCUCUAAAGAAGCACUGUGAGGCAGGCACACCUGGAAACCCCCGCGCUCACGGGUGUCCUGCCGCUCCUCCUGCCGGUGAACGCGCAGCUCCCCGAGCCCCCGCGGCGCUUGUCGAGCGCCUUUGCCGCGAUUCCGGUAAAAAAACAGAGGAGCAAACACCCGGUGCUGGGCUGCGGGGCCCUUGUUGUGGAACGAAUAAACUCCACCUGUGCAGGUGUCCGGCUGUGGCGUGAUGGGGGUACCGGGGGGUGCUCGGUGACCUUGGCAGGGCCCCCGGGA
This is a messenger RNA of Vidua chalybeata, 3078 nucleotides long. It is a transcript of the gene KPNA6, whose product is annotated as karyopherin subunit alpha 6. The record is from RefSeq and is a predicted model, not a curated record. Gene Ontology annotation, molecular function: nuclear import signal receptor activity; protein binding. Gene Ontology annotation, biological process: NLS-bearing protein import into nucleus. NCBI's taxonomy places the organism in Eukaryota, Metazoa, Chordata, Aves, Passeriformes, Viduidae. The transcript is spliced from 14 exons. The coding region runs from base 66 to 1652 and encodes 528 amino acids. Gene Ontology annotation, cellular component: nucleoplasm; cytoplasm; nucleus.